GCUUGCGCCUAAGGGGCGUGGCCGUCGCACCUGCGCGAGUUGGGGGAAGGAGGAGGGGCGAGGUGACGCAGGCGUAAUAAUAGAGAAGGUGCCAGAAAGAUCCAAAACAAGUGGCUGCGGCCGUCGCCCAGGAGUCGUCAGACGCCGGAAUCCGGCCCUGGUUCAGAGCUUGUGCCGCCCCCCCUCCCCCGGGUAUGGCGCUGUCCGGGUUGACCCCGGCCCCGAGCUGGGAGGAGGAUGAAUGCCUGGAUUACUACGGGAUGCUGUCGCUUCACCGUAUGUUCGAGGUGGUGGGCGGGCAGCUGACCGAGUGCGAGCUGGAGCUGCUGGCCUUCCUGCUCGACGAGGCCCCCGGCGCGGCCGGCGGUCUGGCUCGCGCGCGAAGCGGCCUGGAGCUGCUGCUGGAGCUGGAGCGCCGCGGGCAGUGCGACGAGAGCAACCUUCGGCUGCUGGGGCAACUCCUGCGCGUGCUGGCACGCCACGACCUGCUGCCGCACCUGGCGCGCAAGAGGCGCCGGCCAGUGUCUCCGGAACGCUACAACUACGGCACCUCCAGCUCUUCUUCCAAAAGGACUGAAGGGAGUCGCCGCCGCCGCCGGCAGUCAAGCGGUACUUCAGACGCCCAGCAGGGUCAGUGGGAGACAGGCUCCCCACCGACCAAGCGGCAGCGGCGGAGUCGGGGCCGGCCCAGUGGUGGUGCCCGACGGCGGCGGAGAGGGGCCCCUGCCGCCCCCCAGCAGCCACAGGAGCCAGCCAGACCUGCUUCAGAAGGCAAAGUGACCUGUGACAUCCGGCUCAGGGUGCGAGCAGAGUACUGUGAGCACGGGCCUGCCUUGGAGCAGGGUGUGGCCUCCCGGCGGCCCCAGGCGCUGGCCCGGCAGCUGGACGUGUUUGGGCAGGCCACAGCGGUGCUGCGCUCCCGGGACCUGGGCUCCGUGGUGUGCGACAUCAAGUUCUCCGAGCUCUCCUACCUGGACGCCUUCUGGGGCGACUACCUGAGUGGUGCCCUGCUGCAGGCCCUGCGGGGCGUGUUCCUGACUGAGGCCCUUCGCGAGGCCGUGGGCCGGGAGGCUGUCCGCCUGCUGGUCAGUGUGGACGAGGCCGACUACGAGGCUGGCCGGCGCCGCCUGCUGCUGAUGGAGGAGGAGGGAGGACGGCGCCCGACUGAGGCCUCCUGAUCCUGGACCUGGCAGGACUGAACCCACCUCCUAGCCUCCGGGCCACUUUCUCCCCCGGAGGACAUCCAUCCCUGCCCCUAGAGGACUGUCACUCCAGCAGCCCUGAGGACUGGGACAGAUGGCCUGGCCCCUUGACAGACUCUCCCACAGGAUGUGGGCUCUGAGGCCGAAACCACUUCCACCUGAGUUUCCUUCCCAGCCUCCUCCCAACCCUACCCUCUGGUGUGUUCCCUCAGCUUCAGGAGGCCAGGGACUCAGGCAUGCAGAUCAGAACGGGAGAGAGGCAUAGCUACACAUUCACCAAAGGCCCCCUGCACACCGUGUUCCUGACUGUGGGCUGCGUGCACGCAUGCACACGGCCCCCUCUGGAAUCUCCCCUGGGCUCCUGCCUUGGCCUGCUCCACACAUGUCUUUGGCCUAAGGGCUUCUCUCUCAGGAUCUCUGAUUUUACUUCCCCCGACCCUGGACCUCAGCCACGCUGGGCACUGGGGCUAGGGUGCACACGGGGCCUGCUCACCUUGCCCACACAUCUCUCUAGCCAGCCAGGGCUCUCUGCCCAGCUUCCAAACACAGACCUGGCUCUCCACAUUCUCCUGCUCGCCACAGUUGGACGCAGACUUGCACAAGGACCUGCACCCGGAGUGUCACACGUGCAUUGCAGCAGCAUCAGACCAAGUGUGUUGUUGCCCAUGGGGCCAGGAUCAGAAACCAACUUCCUUCUCCGAAAGGGAAGGCAAAGGCUUGGGGCUGAUGAGAAAGGCCUUUUAUAAAUGGCGCCAAUAAAACGGCCCUGGAUUGGGGCUUAGGGUGGGCAUCAAGGCUCCCUAGGACUCUUUCUUUAUGGGCUGGAGGAAGGAGCUGAUGAGGACCUGGGCCUAUUACCAGUCCUGGGGUUCCUGGCCCAGUAUCUGGCUUGAGGAAGGGCAGGAUGCUGGAGCAUCAUCUGCCGCUGCUACCACAGGCCUGCCCUCCUCUCUGGGCCUCAGUUUCCUCAUCUGUCAAAGGAAAUACUGCCUUGGAGUCAUAACCUGUCCUAGCCCCAUUUGCACAUGCUUUGCUCUUGUUAGGUUCUUGGGAGUACUAGUGUUUUUAUUUUAUUCCCUGAGGUGCCAGCUAUC
Messenger RNA from Neomonachus schauinslandi (Hawaiian monk seal), 2296 nucleotides. It is a transcript of the gene DEDD2, whose product is annotated as death effector domain containing 2. Gene Ontology annotation, cellular component: nucleolus. The transcript has 5 exons. Gene Ontology annotation, biological process: extrinsic apoptotic signaling pathway via death domain receptors; regulation of apoptotic process; apoptotic process. Gene Ontology annotation, molecular function: protein binding; DNA binding. The record is from RefSeq and is a predicted model, not a curated record. The coding region runs from base 195 to 1178 and encodes 327 amino acids. NCBI's taxonomy places the organism in Eukaryota, Metazoa, Chordata, Mammalia, Carnivora, Phocidae.